Messenger RNA from Oncorhynchus gorbuscha (pink salmon), 1690 nucleotides. Its product is annotated as glutamine synthetase-like. NCBI's taxonomy places the organism in Eukaryota, Metazoa, Chordata, Actinopteri, Salmoniformes, Salmonidae. The transcript has 7 exons. The record is from RefSeq and is a predicted model, not a curated record. Gene Ontology annotation, cellular component: cytoplasm. The coding region runs from base 174 to 1289 and encodes 371 amino acids. Gene Ontology annotation, molecular function: glutamine synthetase activity.
UCAUAGACGCCGAGCUACAGCUCUCACGUUAUAAAUGAAACUGAAACAUGAGUUAGAGCCGAGAGAAUGAGAGAACAACUAUCGGGAAAAUUUUCAACAUUACAUUGGACCCGCCAGUCCUUUCGUUUUUAUAUCUGUUUUCUCGUUUUUACAGGUGUUUUAUAACAAAUAAUAUGGCUACGUCCUCCAGCGCAGAACUGAGUAAGGCUGUCAAACAGCAGUACAUGGACCUCCCUCAGGGAGACAAAGUCCAAAUCAUGUAUGUCUGGAUCGAUGGAACCGGAGAGGGACUCCGCUGUAAGACCAGAACGCUGGAUUCGGAGCCCAAGUGCAUCGAAGAACUGCCUGAAUGGAACUUUGAUGGCUCUAGCACCUACCAGUCUGAGGGCUCAAACAGUGAUAUGUAUUUGAUUCCUUCUGCAAUGUUCAGAGAUCCUUUCCGCAAAGACCCCAACAAACUGGUCCUGUGUGAAGUGCUGAAGUACAACCGCAAACCUGCAGAAACCAACCUUCGUUUGACGUGUAAUAAAGUUAUGGACAUGGUUGAGAACCAGGUCCCUUGGUUUGGCAUGGAGCAAGAGUACACCAUUUUGGGCACUGAUGGACACCCAUUUGGUUGGCCCAACAAUGGCUUCCCUGGCCCACAAGGUCCCUAUUACUGUGGAGUGGGAUCUGACAAGGCCUACGGUAGAGAUAUUGUGGAAGCCCACUACAGAGCCUGCCUGUAUGCUGGGGUCAUGAUCUGUGGAACCAAUGCUGAAGUCAUGCCUGCACAGUGGGAGUUCCAGGUUGGCCCUUGUGAAGGCAUCAACAUGGGUGAUCACCUUUGGGCAGCUAGGUUCAUUCUCCACCGGGUGUGUGAGGACUUUGGUGUGGUGGCCUCAUUUGACCCCAAGCCCAUCCCUGGAAACUGGAACGGCGCUGGAUGCCACACCAAUUUCAGCACAAAAGAGAUGAGGGAAGAGGGUGGGUUGAAGGCCAUUGAGGAGUCCAUUGAAAGGCUGGGGAAGAGGCAUACCUACCACAUCCGUGCCUAUGACCCUAAAGGGGGACUUGACAAUGCCCGUCGCCUUACCGGCCACCAUGAAACCUCCAACAUCCACGAGUUCUCUGCCGGUGUGGCCAACCGCGGUGCCAGCAUCCGCAUCCCUCGCACUGUGGGCCAGGAGAAGAAAGGCUACUUCGAGGACCGCCGCCCAUCUGCCAACUGUGACCCGUACGCCGUGACUGAGGCUAUAAUCCGCACCUGUUUGCUUAGUGAGGAAGGAGAUGAACCUGUGAACUACUAGAUCUAACUAGUCACACCUCUGGACUGAAUCCCCUUCGCCACCACCCUUCUCCAUUUUCUAAAUGGCUGAGAAGUCGAACUAGUACUGUAUUUGUUGUAAUUUUUCACUGAAAUUAUUCUAACCUUCUAAAUGGCUUAAAGUUGGCUGGUCAACUUAACAUGGAAUUAAAUCUGUUUAACAAAAAAAAACAUUUAAUGAAAGCUGGUGGCUGACAGGGCAUUGUCUUCCCCUUUUGAGUCUUCUAGUGGGGAGUAUAACUGUUUUUAAAUCCCCAUUUGCUCUCGUGUUUCCUGCAGUCUGUUGAACUGAAAUAAACUAAAGCACAUGUGGACACUGACGACUAUGGCUGGGCGGCAUGUGUAAUUGUCUUAAUAAAACCUAUGGCUAGUUUGUGUACUUUA